Betta splendens (Siamese fighting fish) is the source of this 3491-nucleotide messenger RNA. It is a transcript of the gene pld7, whose product is annotated as phospholipase D family, member 7. The transcript is spliced from 12 exons. NCBI's taxonomy places the organism in Eukaryota, Metazoa, Chordata, Actinopteri, Anabantiformes, Osphronemidae. Bases 246 to 2861 code for a protein of 871 amino acids. The record is from RefSeq and is a predicted model, not a curated record. Gene Ontology annotation, molecular function: catalytic activity.
GUUUCUUUAACUUGUUGUUUAUUUACCCUCAGGAGGACGGGGCAUAUGAAUCAUAUUGUUCCUCGGUUUAUUCAAAUGUCCCGUAUAAGAGUCAGUAUUUAGCUGUAAGUUUUGCAUAUCAGGGAUCCAGCGACUCCGCCGUCGUUCACAGCGCGGAUACAGUGGUAAACGUAACCGGUGUCCUCGCUCCGUCCCGUCCGUUAAUCUCGUGCCACCGCGGUGCUGCAUUAUUAAAGUGCUCCAAGAUGCCGAUGUUACUGCGAUCUAGACGAUCCCUCCACCCGAGCCAGGCGGCGGAGGCAGGCGUGGAGGCACGGGACGCGACCCCAAGAAGGUCGAUCCGCCUGCACGGGAAAAAGGCGACGGCUACGUAUGAGGAAUCAGAUGAGUCAGACUCGGAGCCGACCCAGGGCCCAGUGAUGGAGGAGCACCAGAGUGUCCCGGCCGAGCCAGAGCCAGAGCCAGAGCCAGAGCCGGAGGAGGCUGCAGAGGAUGCAGAUCUGACGGAACUGAAGCCCUGUACUGUUGUGCUGGACCGCUUUGGCGCUAACGACAAGGCUGCAAGAAAAGAGCGUGAGGAAAAAGAAGACAUGAACCGCAAAGGUGCAAAACCCACCUCUCGGAUCCCCACCUUCCAUAAACGACCGUCCGGCGGCGGCCAGAACACAGAGAUGCCUGUUCUCAAGAAAGAUACUCCAGUGCAAGUCACCCAUCCUCCCCAGAAAGCUGAGAGUGGAGGCGUUGAGGCUUCAAAGGCCAAAGUGCCUGAAGCCAGAGAAACAGCGCUUUCCCUGCCAGCGUUCACGCUCCCUAAGCCCACCUUGGAGGCCUCCUCGCCUGUCAGCGGCACACAACAACCACCUCCACCUCAUAGCGCCCAAAUUACUUCACCCAAGAGCUGGAGUUUCUCUGGGUCUGAGCAGCUCAUGACCGCGAGCCCCAGACCUGCCCUCAGACCAGAACAGGGCACACAGCAGCAUUUACCAGAGCAAGACCAAAGCAAAACCCCGCAAACCCGAGCUCCUGCCACCGCCGUGAGUCACCCUCCACCCACUUCACGGAGAGACGCGGCGGAGAUACAUGACGCUGACACCAGAAGCAGAUUUCACCUCAAGGCCUCCGGCGAUACAGAUAAGUCAGCGGCUGAAGAGAUGGUUGAGCACGUGGACGCUAUAAUGGACGAAGAACCACCGUGGGUGACGGAUCCGAUAAACACCCUUGAAUUAAAGGACAGUAGAUCAUCAUCGGAUGCUGAAUGUGAGGAGACUGUGGAAGGCGAGGACCCCGAGGGUGACGAUCCAGGGCAGGUGGAGGAGCAUCAUCACUGUGAUGUCAGCAGGAUGGAGUCUUCUGAAGAGGAAGCAGUUAAAAUGGAUGAAAAGCUCUUGCCUGCCUCAAAGGAGCCCACUAGAGUUAAAUCAGCCGAGUCACCUAAGCGGUCAGGCUGCUCCAGUUUGGUCCUCGGCGUCUUCCUGCCCACCACCCUGCUGCUUCUCGGGGGACUCGGUCAGCACGUUUGGCAUUAUGGGCUUCCCAUGUCCGUAGCUCAGCUCACAGCUCAGCUGGAACUGCACUGGCUGGAAGGUCUUGGCUUAGUGCCAGAGCCUUGCACCACGGAUUGUCGCGUGACUCUGGUGGAGAGCAUCCCUGUGGGUCUCUACGCGUCGUCCCCCUCGCCCAGACACAGCAUCGCAGACAGCUGGCUGCGUCUGCUGCACAAGGCCAACAGCUCCGUCCACAUCGCUGCUUUCUACUUCACACUACGAGGCAACGAUUUGGAAUCAACUGAUUCCCUUGACUCUGAAGGAACAAAGGUUUUUCAGCACCUAAAACAACUUGAAUCUAGAGGUGUGAAUCUCCAGAUUGCGGUGAAUGCUCCUCAGACCUCUGUCCACGACACAGCAGACCUGGCCUCGACAGGUGCAGAAGUCAGAGAGGUGGACCUCAAGGCUGUGACUGGAGGCAUCAUCCACACCAAGCUGUGGGUGGUCGAUCAGAAGCACUUCUACCUGGGCAGUGCCAACAUGGACUGGCGCUCCCUAAGUCAGGUGAAGGAGGUGGGCCUGUCUGUGGAGGACUGCGGCUGCCUGGCUCAGGAUGCGCUUCGUGUCUUUGGGGUGUACUGGACCAUUGGCGGCUUGAACAAUGGUUCCCUGCCACCGUACUGGCCCGCUCGCCUCUCUGCCCUGUCCAGCUCCCACAAGCCCUUGCACCUGAAGUUCAAUGGCGUCCCUGCGCGCGUCUACCUGUCUAGUGCCCCUCCUCAAAUCUCAGCCCGCGGCCGCUCCGAUGAUCUCUCCAGCAUCCUGUCUGUCAUCAACGACGCCCAGAGAUUUGUUUACAUAUCUGUCAUGGACUACCUUCCUCUGUCUGAGUUCACACAGCCGCUAAGGUUCUGGCCGCCCAUCGACUCAGCCCUGCGAGCGGCGGGCUGCACCAGGGGGGUCGAGGUGAGACUGAUGGUCAGCUGCUGGAAGCACUCUUCUGCCUCCAUGUUCACCUUCCUGCAGUCCCUGCAGGUGCUCGUCAGGCCUCCGCUGAAGUGCAACAUUCACGUGAAAAUCUUUGCAGUCCCUUCAUCGGUGGAGCAGAUGAAGAUACCCUUUGCACGAGUCAAUCACGCCAAGUUCAUGGUUACGGACCGAGUCGUCUAUAUAGGGACGUCCAACUGGUCAGAGAACUACUUCACUCAGACUGCAGGUGUGGGCUUGGUGGUAAAUCAGACGGGCUCCGAGGUCGGGUUGGACCAGCAGACUCUGCAGAGCCAAGCGGAGCACCUCUUCCUCAGAGACUGGAGCUCCCAGCACGCCACAGCACUCUCUGUUGACGACGUGGACGUCUGUCCUCAUGCCAGACAUUGAAGGUUUGCUGUUGAAUCACGCAUGGAGGAGGCCUGGUUCCCUCUUGACACUUGAACUUUAUUUUCCUUUUUGCAAAAAUCAGCAUGCUGCCCUGUGUUAACGGACACAGUUUAUGGCUGCUUCUUAACUGGCUGCCCUUGUCUGUAAAUAUUUGCAUUUUUACAUUUCGUUUCAGGACAUCUUAUUUUUAUACUUUAUUUUCCUCUGUGACUUGAGGCAUGUGGCUCAACUUAUAUGUGUUGUAUUUUUUCCUUCAAUUGUUCCCCCCUAAAUAAGAUGUGCCUUUUUAGUCUUAUGCAGAUUAAGCAUUUCCAAAGAGGUGUGUGCACCCUGUCUAUGUUUACAGCGCUGCAGCUAUUCAUGUCUGUGUUAGUGGAAACAUUUGAUGUUGGACAAUAAUAAAUUAUUGUACAUACUGUCAUAAGGAAAUACAACUAAAUGUUUGCCAGCGUAGAUGGGAACUCACUCAAAUAAGGGAGCGUGCUUUGGUUUUGAUUUCUCAUUUCUUUUUCUGGCACCUGUGUUACUGUACUGGUCAUUAUUGUGCUGUCUCCUUGACCAAUUCAUUACUUAGGUGAUCUGCUGGACUGACAAAUAAAGGACCUUCUGGCUCAGAGUGAAACAAGUCAA